Fragaria vesca subsp. vesca is the source of this 510-nucleotide messenger RNA. Its product is annotated as putative peptide/nitrate transporter At2g38100-like. Bases 1 to 510 code for a protein of 169 amino acids. The record is from RefSeq and is a predicted model, not a curated record. Lineage: Eukaryota; Viridiplantae; Streptophyta; Magnoliopsida; Rosales; Rosaceae. The transcript has a single exon.
AUGACAGCGGCAAUUUCGUGUUGCACUAUAGCUGCAUCUGUGGAGCGUCUUAGGUUAUCUGUGGUCAAGAGCCACGGUUUGGUUAACGAGGCCAACAGAGGAAUUCUGAUGAGUAGAGCUUGGUUGAUUCCGCAGUUUAUUCUCCUUGGAGCCCUUAACGGGACUAAAGAGUUAGCCUUCCGCCUCUUGCUCCUUAAUCAAGUACCUCAACCCGGUAAUCGGUACAGGGCUUCGGCUCAUGGUGUUUUUGGAGCGGGGAUUAUAAGCAAUGUCUUGUCUGUUUAUGUAGUGGGUAAAAUAAAACCCAGUUGGUUCCAAGAAACCCUAAACAGGAGUCGUUUGGACAAUUACUACUGGACCUUGGCUGCUUUGACUGCAGCUAGUCUGCUUAUCUAUGUUCCAUUGAGCCUUCCACAUCGGUCUUCACAGCAUGAACCGGAAAGUGAACAUCGGCCGAACGACAGCCACUCUGAUAGUGAAGUCGACGCAGAAAUGGACAUCGCUCCGUAG